CACUCUUCGUGCUAGUCGGCGCGAACGAAGCCGGCGCUUGCCAAUACUUUGCGGUCACUUCCGGAGCGCGUGCGCCGCCGCCUGCUUAGCGUCACGUCCUCGUCGAAUGGCGCGGCGGGACCCGGAUGUUGAUUGCCUCGCCGCGGUGGUUUGAGAGUUGGGCAGCGGGGGCGGCGUGAGGACUCAGGUGGGAGUCGCAUUCCGUCGCGCGGGGGGGGGAGGAUGCGAGUGACGUAAUGCGCACAUUCUAAUAGCUCCCGCCCCGCCUGAACGUCUGACUGCGGGGGGUGGGGGGUGGCGGCGGCGUACCUGCCCAGGUGCGCUCCCAGGUCAAUGACCCCCCCAUGCUCACACCUGCAAAGCGCGGGGCGGCCUCCGAGCCGUGCGAAAGGCUUCUUUGGAGUUUGGGAGGCCUCUCCCUCAAUUAGUUAGCGUGGUUAAUUUAGGAACGUAAUUGGUGUCGGGAUUUCUUUUUAAUAAUAAUAAUAAUAAUAAUAUAGAAAACCACCCACAUUUUGCCUGGAGUUCAUUUGCGUUUUAGUCCUCUGGAGAUGAUGAAGAGCAGCGAAGCUUGACUACGUUUGGAUUAUUUCCAGCAGCCAAAGUACAGAGGAGGAGGAGGAGGAAUUGUAGAAGAGUUGGAAAGGAACCACGAGGGUCAUUUGGUCCGGCCCUUUGCAAUGCCGAAAUCUUUCACCCAACGUGGGGCUCGAACCCAUGGUCCUGGGAUUAAGUCUGCCAACUAAUUGGAGCAUUUUACCUUUCUCCCAAGGCUGCUGUUAACUUUAGUGGUCAGAGCUCAGGUGUUGCACUCCUUGCUCUUUAGAGGCUUAUUAGCCUGCACACACACAUCCCUUUUUGUGGCCCCCAAAUAAAACCUGAGCUAUGUGAUAAAAAUCCUUUUGGAAGCUGAGUAAAUUAUGUAUACAAAACUUAAAUGUGCCAUUCUUACUAAGAAAUUUGGGGUUUCUUAGUGCAGCUAUUUCUAAAUCAAAGCAUUGUGAUAGAAUACGCAAGGAGUUCUUAUUUGCUAUCUUUUGUUCAUUGAGUUUACAUAACAGGUUGAGAUGUAUUGUGACAGGAUUUGCUUUUGUAGAGGGUAAAACGAUGUGUAUAAAACACAUCUCUGUACCAGUAUAUGCAGGAAAGAUGGAGCCUACAGUUACUUUGUUUACAAACCCUCCCCAGAGACCUGCAUGGUGGAGAUAAGGCCCCUUCCCCUGAGACCUGCAUGGUAGAGAUAAGGGUCUUAUCAGCAGUGGAAGCAGCAUUAUGCAAAUUCUGGUUAACCAAACCCAUCAGAACAGCCAAGCCCCUCUCCUGUGUACCCACAGAUAGCUCUCUUGGGUGUCUUGCAUCCCCUCUGCCAUCUUUUGAAUCUGGUUUGCUUUUCGUAGAGCCAUAAUGUCAAAACGCAAGGUGACCUUUGAGGACCAAGGCGAUGAGGAUGAGGAGGAAAUGAACUUGCCAAAAAAGAAGGUGAGCUAUUCUCCAAUAUCUUCAUAUUCAGGGGAUAAAGUGAAGGAUGAACUGUGCGUUUAAAACAUAUAAAAUCUGGGAGCUUGACUUGAGAAUGCACAGUGGCUUAUCCUGAAGAUUUAGGGGAGCUUAAAAGAGGGAUAAGCUGCUGAUUUGGAAAAAAAAUCCCUCUAAACUAGUGAUGCUGGGGAAUACAGGCAGAUUCUUCAGUUUCUGAAUGGAUAAUUUCUACAUUCUUUACCAACUCCCAACCCCCUUUAACAGCUGGUGGAACCUGCAGUUGGAGGACCAGGCAGCCGCUUUAAGGGCAAGCACUCAUUGGACAGUGAUGAGGAGGAUGACGAGGAGGAAGGGCGAGGCAGCAAAUAUGACAUCCUUGCAUCAGAUGAUGUAGAAGGUAAGUAUGGAACUGGAACCAUGGUAUGUGUACAUAUUUGGAUAAUGAGAUUCUGUAUUCUGUGAUAUUUCUACUUUCUGAAACCCCAAAAAACAGCAAGCCAGCCACUAGACCUUUUAAAGAUAAGAGGGGCUACUUUUGCUUGGAAUUGCAGUGGUAUGGAUGUGGCAGACCUAAAGGAAAUGGAGCCAUUGAGUAUCUAUUUCAGUACGUAAGGGGGGACAUCUGCAUGAAAACUAAGGCUGCAAUCCAGGGACACCUGGGAGUAAAUCCCACUGAAUUUAAUAGGAUUUAAUUCUGAGUAGAUAUGCGUGGGAUUGGGCCGUAUGUGUUCAAAGCCCUUUGGAUACAUUAUUUCAUUAAGCCUUACAGCAUCCUUUUAAAGUAGGUUGUGUUUAGGUAUUCACAAAUUUUAGAAGGUCUUGGAAGUGAAGACAAUAUUUUGGGUUGUUGGGACCCUUUAAGAGGCCUUAGGCAAGUUUUGUUCAGAGGUAAGCCCACUGUGUUCAUUGGCACUUACUCCCAGGUAAGUGUGCAUAGGAUUGUAGCCCCUGAUCUCAUAACUACACCUCUAUGGAAGAUCAGCGCUCCCCAGUUCCUCUGUGGAAGAUGAAUACUCCCCAAUUCAGCUCCAUAUAUUUGGAGCUUGUAUGGGGUGGGGGGGAAUAGGAGCUCAUUGGGAGGCUGGCCAUUGGAGUGGCUGGAGUAUCUUGGCCAUCCACCACUGGUCAUCCCCAGCCGCAACCCCAGAGUCGGCCACGACUGGACCUAAUGGUCAGGGGUCCCUUUACCUAUAAACACUAUUGGAUGUACUAGGGCUAGCAGAAUUACAAUUGCAGAGCAGAAGGAUUCAUAGGGGAUAGGGCUAUCGAUGCCCACGGACCAUGAUGGCUGUGCUCUGCUUCCACAGCUGGAGGCAGCAAUGGUUCAGAAUACCAGUUGCUGGAAACCACAGGCGGGGAGAGGGCUCUAGUGCUCAAAUCUAGCUGGCUUUCUACAGGCAACUGAGUGGCCACUGUGAGAAUGCGGGACUACAUGGGCCACUGGCCUGAUCCAGCAGACUCUUCUCAAGGUGUUGGUGUUGAAAUAUACCGUAUUUUUCGCCCUAUAGGACGCAUUUUUCCCCUCCAAAAAUGAAGGGGAAAUGUGUGUGUGUCCUAUGGGGCGAAUGCAGGCUUUCGCUGAAGCCUGGAGAGCGAGAGGGGUCGGUGUGCACCGACCCCUCUCGCUCUCCAGCUUCAGGAAGCUCUCCGCAAGCCUUGGGAGCUCCGCGGGAGUUCCCGUCGGGCUCCCAAGGCUUGCGGAUAGCAGCCUGCUUCCCGAAGCCUGGGGCCCCGGGCUUCGGGCAGAUAUCGGGCAGCCCCACAAGCUCAGGGGACAGCAGGAAGGCGCAGCGCCGCCAUCCCGCUGUUCCCUGACCUGGUUUUGGGGGGGAAAUAAAGGAAAAGUUUUUUUCCUUUAUUUCCCCCCAAAAAAACUAGGUGCGCCCUAUGGGGCGAAAAAUACGGUAUAUAAAAUUUUUUUAAAAAUGCCCAGUAGCACCUUAGAGACAAACUAAGUUUGUUCUUGGUAUAAGUUUUCAUGUGCAUGUACACUUCUUCAGUGUUGGUGUUAAUUAAGUUUAUAUACCACCCUAUACCCAGAGGUCUCUGGGCGGUUCACAGAAAAGAUUGCGACAUAUAUAAUCAGAAUAAAAACGGCAACUCAGUAACACCGCCCCCCCCCCCCGAAAAGAGCCACAUUUUAAAAGGGUAUAGGAUGUUCUUACGGUUUCGUAUCAGCCCUGCUCUAGUGAUUUAUUAAAGUUAACUGUCAUUUUAUUCUAGUAUUAUGAGAGGCUGUUCCAUCAUAAUUUGAUUCCCCCCCCUUCUUAUUUACCCUCGUAGGGCAGGAAUCUGCAACUAUUGACUAUGAAGAUGGGGUCCGGAUCACUCCAUUCAAUUUGCAGGAGGAGAUGGAAGAAGGCCAUUUUGAUUCAGAAGGCAACUACUUCUUGAAGAAAGAGGCGAUGAUUCGGGAUAACUGGUUGGACAACAUAGAUUGGGUAAGGUUGCCUGUCUGGGCUGAGCAGAAGACAGUCUGUGCAAACAGGGAGCUGAUAACCUUGGCUGUUCCUACAGUGUGUAGAGAGAGGGGCUGGGUUGAUUCCCCAGUUGCACUGUAGCAGGAAGCAAAGCAUCAGUUUUUGUGCUUGCAUUGUACAAUCAUAAAUACAGAGAUUCCGGGAAGUAAUUCUGAAAUGUCUGCAAGAGGGAACAGCAGUAGGGGGAAUGGGCUAUAGUUCUGCGGCCAGGACAGGAGUGAACUGGGUUCAUGGCUCAAAUCUGGGUACCAUAAGUAGUCAGAAAUAAAUCAGGUUGAUUGUAAUAACUAAGCUGCUUUCCUGCAUGGUCCUAAGGACUUACUGCUCUUGGAGUAAUUCUGAGACAAGAUAGCCUUGGAGACAGCAGCUCUCCCAAACCCCAGUGAGCUAGUAAGUGGGAAUAAUGUUGCUCUCUUCCUUCCAUGGCUUUUUACUACAAAAAUUGGGGAACCAGUGAAUUAAUGUUGCAUCAAACAAGGCUGAUAUGAUUCUUGGGAAUAUCUAAUAGGAACAGGGAGUGCAAAUAACAAAAAAGGAUAUUAUUUCUGGCUUGCGGCACCUGCUAGAGUUCUUUGACUGGAUCUGAAGCCCAUACAUUGGGAUAGUAGAGUAGGGACCCUGAGGACCAUGUCGUCCAACCCCCUGCCAUCCAGGAAUUUGCAGCUGCCCUAUUACGGGGAUCGAACCUGCAACCUUGGCGUCAUCAGCACCAUGCUCUAACAAGCUGAGCUCAUCCGCAUUUUGUAAUGGUCUGCCACUUGCCUCUUACGGCUUUCCUGUCCCUUUCGCUUCCCAACCAGGUCAGGAUAAAGGAGCAGCGUCCUGGUCAGAAGAAGCCGCCGCUAGAUUCUGCCGAUGAAGACGAGGAAGAGGAUCUUGAAGUGGGACGGGCACCUUUGGACAAGAAGGCGCUGCUGGAAGGGAUGGUGGCCUUGGUGCUGCCUGGCGAGACGGUGGCCAGGGCCAUCCAGAGGCUGGGAGACAAGGGCGGGCCCAAGAACAGCGGGCGUCAGAGGAGGCCCUGGAGCCGCCUCAAGGCAGAGGAAGCAGAGCCAGCCGAGGAGGGAGAGCCCCAGAAGCCCGGGUCGCCAGAACGGAAAGAGCAGCUGGAGCGCCUCUCGGGGCUGGCUGACCAAAUGGUGGCGCGAGGCGUGUAUGAGAUCUACCAGGAGACUCGGGAGAAGCUGGCACUGAGGCUCCGGGCGCUGGAGCAGCCUCCUGCAGCAGUAUCCGCAGCCGAACCGGAGCUCGAUAUGUUUGCUGAGGAUAUUGAUGAAGCGAAACUGGGGGAGAAGACACCAGCGGGUGAGUCCUUUUGUUGGGAACUGCGUUGCUGUUUUGGGAAGACCAAAAAUGCAUGAUUUGCAAAUAAUAAUAAUAAUAAUUUAGCAACUCUGUGAUCCCCUGAUCAGCCAGGGGCACCCAGGAUGAUAACUCAACAAGGAUCCUACCCAAACUUCCCCUCAGGCCGCUCCAAGUUGCAUAAGGGCAUAUGGAAAUAUUACGCGAAUGCCUUUUGUUCCCUUUAACCUUCCGCAUUCAAAAUUUGACGUUGUGAAAUUUGAAGUUAAUUGCUGUUGAGCUAAUUAGCACAUAGGAGAUCCCGAUGAUAAGUAAAUGGAUGAGAGACUUCAUGCAUCGACGUGGGCUGGUGCCGAUCUAAGACAAUUGUUCUGCCUUAGAUAAGCUGGCACAGCCUAGAAGUGCAAAAUCUGGACUAUUCUUGCACACCACCAUUCAUUGGGAACUGUGUUGCUGUUUUGGGAAGACCAAAAAUGCAUGAUUUGCUAAUAAUAAUAAUAAUAAUCCCCUGGCGCAGCUGCUUGCUUAGAUUUACGGCUGCAAAUAGAGGAAGGUGUGUUGUGCUCAUUUUCUGCCUGCAGAGAAAAGUAUUACCUCUUGGGAAAAGGCUUCUGCUCUUAAGAUUCUCUCCAAUACUUGAGCUUUCAGCAUGCAGGGUGUUUCUGUGGGGAAGCAUUCAAAUGUGGGAUCACCCACCGGUCCCCCAGAAUCCUGAUGUUUGAAGUAGUACAGCUGUACUACACGACUGUCCUGAUUGUAUUUCGGAUCUUAGCCGUUGGGUUAUUGUUGGAAUUGGCAACCUGACACAAGUUCUAACAUUCUUCCGGCAGUGGGAAGUGAGGAGCAAAAGCAGGGCGAUGACGAUGCUCUCUCUGAGGUCAUGUGGGAAUACAAAUGGGAGAACACAAACACGUCCGAACUCUAUGGCCCCUUUAGCAGCUCCCAGAUGCAGGUAAGAGACAAUGUGGGGCAGUCAAACCGCUGUUAUUUCUCUCAGAUAUUUCUUCAUGUCUCUCUCUUGUCUUAGGUCUUGUUUUCAUCAUUCAGUCUUCAUUCUUUCCGCCUAUACCAGUGGCCUUUCGUUGAUAAUUUUUUGUUUUUCCAUCCUUUCAGUAGCCUUUGGUUUUUUCCUCCCUCUUUUCUUUUUUAUGUUCAUUUCUUCCCCUAAAUCUUCGAUCUUCAUGUCCAUCUCUAUCCAUUUAUUGUUCCUGGGUGUAUAAGUCUUGUCCGUAGUUGCAAGUGCACUUCUCUGUGGCUUGCCUGCUGAGGUGAGUGAGCAGCUGUGGGCAUAUUGGAGAAGCAAUGUGUUAGAUUUCUUACCUGCUCUUUACCAUGUGGUCCCAGGUGUGUUGCAGCAAUAAAAUAUAAAUCAUAAAAACAAAUAAAACAUUGGUAACUGUAAAACAAGAAAAGUUUAAAAACAAUUAAAAGCAGUUCCAUAUGUAAAAAUAAUGCAGACAUUUAAUGAAAGUAUAUGCAAAGACAGUGAAGAAUAAUUCCUGUACACUGGGAUUAUGAACUCCACUUAAGCAAGGAAAUCAUAUUGCUAAAGAAGUUGUUUCGAUUUGUAGUGACAGCUGUCAAGCUGCAUCAAGGAUUUUUUAACACUAAUGUAAUCAGUUGCUACAGAGAUCAUUUUGAUUACAUUUACCACUGCAAUUCUUUGUUCUGAAAGAUGAUGUCCUUCAGUUUGUUAAACCUCCUCUUUCUGUGCUCCUCCUGAUGGAAAUACGCAGAUGGGGACAGAUAUAUCCCUACUUUAAGUCGUUUAUGUACUGUCUUAUAUAUUAUUUACUACAAAGCUCGAUGACUAAUCAACAAAAUGUCUGAUUACUGGAACGGCGUCCGAGCACUGAACCACUGGUAUAUCACAAAUGGACUCCUUAUUACUGCAUUUGCAAUUGUUCAAGAUAAAAUCUAUUUUGGAAAGAGAAGAAAUGAGCAUUUCACCACUGAUAUAUUACGAGUGAACUGUUUAUUUACUGUGUUGGCAAUUGUUUAAGAUAAUACCUCUGAGUAGGCUGCCUAGAAGUGCAAAAUCUGGACUAUUCUUGCACACCACCAUUCAUUUUCUCUGAAAAUAUUGCCAGCAAUGUGCGUUGUGCAAUAUCUCAGUUACAAAACUGAGCAUUGGGUGCAGAAUUCGGGUUCUGCAGAAUCUCCGGUUUCAUCUUUAAAGCCAAGUUUCUAGCCUUUCACAACCUUCAUUUCCAUGCCUGUUUUUGAGUGAAAACCACCUAACACAUUUUAGUUUGUAGGACCCCCACGUCCAUUAGGUGCACCAACUUUUUUGGGGGGGCUCUCCAUGUAUGCAGAUUUUGUUGGUCCCCUUGAUAUGGUAACGUCAGUCGUGUUUGAAUUUGCUGGUUAUGUUGAUAAUUUCCCCCCAGUGCUUGUUUGUUCACUUCAUCCCUUGGCUCCAACCAGUUUGCCAGCUCCAUCUCUUCUUUCUCUCAGCAAUUCCCUUUCUCCUUCAACACUUUCCUCUUGUGUAUCCCUCCAGGACUGGGUAUCCCAAGGCUAUUUCCCUGAUGGGGUCUACUGCCGGAAGGUGGAGAAUUCCGAGGGCCAGUUCUACAAUUCCAAGCGCAUUGAUUUUGACCUCUACACGUGAUCGGAACCCGCCUCCUGCCCCACAGAGCACAAGAGAUGCAACUCAACACAGCGGCGGACUGAAAGAACUUGCCGGACUUUAGGGGGUGGGGGCCAGGGAAGGAGAGGCGUGUGUGUGUUUGUGUGCGUGUGUUUGCAGAGGGAAAGAGGGAGAGGUUUGAUUUGCCGUCUCAUUCUGAGGUUGCUUCGCAUUUUGCGAGAAAUAAAAAGAAUCAACCUUAAAUUGGCUGGGUUGGUUACUGUUUCCCUACUGAUGAUUCCCGUGUGUUGGGCAUAGGUUAGGGAUUGGCAUGCAGCCUUCUAGCUGCCAGUUCUUGUCUGCUCCUCAAUGCUUCCAGUAGCAUCUUAAGUGAUGGGGAGGAGAGACUGUCAUACACAAGCAAAUAGAAGAUUUGGUGGGAGGUAGAGGGUAAAACUAGUUGCCAUUCAGUGACAUAGUUCACUGCUCUACCAUCUUGCACAAUAUUUGGUGGAGAAAUUGUGGUUUACUUUGUGUCUAUUACUAUUUUCAUCUGUAGGGAUCGACUUAAAGGGGGCCUUUUUUUACCCAAACU
This is a messenger RNA of Podarcis lilfordi (Lilford's wall lizard), 8428 nucleotides long. NCBI's taxonomy places the organism in Eukaryota, Metazoa, Chordata, Lepidosauria, Squamata, Lacertidae. The record is from the annotation of a GenBank genome assembly.